CUCCUCCCUGCUCUGCCCACUCUGCCGCCUGUUCCCCCCUCGCUGCGCUGCGGAUCUCCCGAGCCCUACCGCAGUGAAUCCGUCAUCCCUCGACUCAGAUACCGAAAUACCAGCCGACGGGUCGGAGAGACGGUACCAGAACCGGCGACCUUCCCCGGAAAAAGCCUCCCUUCUCUUCUCCAUCGAGUGAAAUCGUGUGCGAGGCGCGGACAGCCCGACCGACAGAAUGGGAAAUGAAGCAAGUUAUCCCUUGGAGAUGUGCUCGCACUUCGAUGCUGAUGAGAUUAAGAGACUAGGGAAGAGGUUUAAGAAACUCGACCUAGAUAACUCUGGUUCUCUCAGCGUGGAGGAGUUCAUGUCCUUGCCUGAGCUCCAGCAGAACCCGCUGGUUCAACGAGUCAUUGACAUAUUUGACACAGAUGGCAAUGGUGAAGUGGACUUCAAAGAGUUUAUUGAGGGAGUCUCUCAGUUCAGUGUCAAAGGAGACAAGGAGCAGAAAUUACGCUUCGCAUUCCGGAUUUACGACAUGGAUAAGGACGGCUACAUAUCGAAUGGUGAGCUCUUCCAGGUGCUGAAGAUGAUGGUGGGCAACAACUUAAAGGACACGCAGCUUCAGCAGAUCGUUGACAAGACCAUCAUCAAUGCCGACAAGGAUGGAGAUGGCAGGAUAUCCUUUGAGGAGUUCUGUGCGGUGGUCGGUGGAUUAGACAUUCACAAAAAGAUGGUCGUGGAUGUGUGAAUGGACAGACGGCCCCUUCACCAAACACCUCUCUGCCUCUCUCUCUCUCUCUCUCUCUUUCUCUCUCUCUCCUUUCUAGCUCUCUGUUCCUCUCUUUCUCUUCUCUUCUCUGCUUUCUCCUCCAUGUCUGAGAAUCAGCUAACAGUGUCUGGCUAAUGCGCUGCCCUUAUUUAUCUCUCUAUUUCUUGCUCCCCCUUUAUUUCCCCCUGGUUUUCACUUGCUUUCUUUCUCUCUCUCCCCCUCUUAUUUUUUUUCCAAUGAAAGUAUUUUGUUUUGUGUGAUUACCCCCGCCACCUCCCAAAAAAAAACAAAAAAAAAAAAAAAAAAAGUAGUCUCAAGACGCCAAUCAUUCUAAGUGUUAUUGAGCAUCUUCUGCUAACGAUGUUCUGGCGUUUGGUAGGACAGCUGGAGAAAUGGCUUUUCUGACACUGAGCAAGCAUUUCAGUUUGGUGGAGGAGGGGAAGAGAGAGCAUGUGUUUAUAUCUGUAUGAGUGUCUGUAUGUAUGCGUUAGUUACGAUUUCUUUUCGUUUUUGCAGGGGGGACUUUUUUAUAUUUAUUUUUGGUCUUGUCUUUUUUAAAAGCGAGGAUGUAGGUGUACAGGGAAAAUUGUCUAAGCAGUUGAGACGUAACACGAUGUACUUGAUUUCAUCACAAACGCGCAGAUAGAGCAUCAAGUGCCAAUCAAGCAUAAAUAUAUAUAUGUGGUUUAUAAAAAUAGGUGAAUAUAUAUAAAUAAAUAUAUACGUAUAAAUUACUAUCUAAAGCUGUUUAAUGUUAUUGGGAGAUGUUUUUGGGCUCUGUCGGAAAGUACUGCACGAAAUACACCAACAGGAGUUUGCUAACAGGUUCAAAAAGUUGUUUUUUCAUUGGACGUCUGCAUCAGAUAUCACGAAACGAAAGGAGUUGAUUAGUGUUUUGUAAUACGGGGUGUGCGUAUGUAUGUAUGUGUGAGUAUGUGUGCACUGUUUAUACUGUCAGGGUGUUAAAAUGCAGUCCUUGCUUUCUGAUAUCCAGUGGAGUAGAAUAAAAUGCAAAAACAUUUGAAGUUGUGCACAUACAGACUUUAUGGUUUACUUUUAUGAUAUAGAUUUUUUUUUUGUUAGUUUUUUUUUGUUUGUUUUUUUUCUGCAAAGGUUUUUCAGCUGUCAGAUAGCGACACAUACACUGCUAUAGGAUGGAAUAGUGCCAUCUGCAUCCCUAUCAACAUUUUUUGUGUGUGUGUGUGUGCAUUUUGCAUUUAUCAACUUUUGCAACAUUACUAUAAUACAAUAAUAACUGAUUGUUUUUCCACUCAUCGUUCAAAAAAGUAUGUAUGGAGGAUCAGCACAUAGGCUACUGUCACACAUAUACCCCACAGUGAGAUAUGGUUUAUUUUGUUUGUAUCAGUUUUCCAACUUGACUGCAGGCAGCGUUGUAAAAAAUGUGAUUGAAUAAUAUUUGUAUAUUAGAAACUUUGAGGAAAGGGGACUGGAGGAUGGACUGCUCUGAAGUUGAAAGGAUAGCAUUUAUUGAAAACGUAGGCUAGGUAGCUACAACAUGGCAGACUAGUAAAAUGCAAAGUUGAGAAGUGAUCAUUACAGUUUUUUAAUUCAGAGUGAUUAAAGCAGUAGAAUCGGCUGUCGGAACUGAUUCAGUUUUCCCCAUAACCCCCCUUACUCAGAUCACUUUCUCAUGCUUUAUGAGCUAACUGAAAGGGGUCAGUGAAUUUAUAGGUGCGUCGAAAGAUGAAAACUGAUGGCGUGAACAACAGUGCAUAGAAAUAAAGUAUAACUUAAUAAAAGAAAACGGCUGUAUCGUAGCUUUUUUACGUUGAAACACUGGCUUCUCAGCACUCGCUUGCCGCUUUGCUGCACGAUUCUCAACUUGUAUUGCGUUAAACUCUGCCUCCUGUGCUGGGAUUGGCUAAUAGAGUAGUCUCCUCAUGGCUAGUAGUCAGUACUCAGAAUCUUCCUUAUUUUCAAUACCAUUUUUAACAUCAACUUACCAUCACGUUACUGUACUAGCUCAAUGGCAGAUGUAGCCGUUUUGAAACCAGAACAAUAUAAUACUUGAAAAUACUGAAAAAUUCAAAACAAUCAAGCUAUUUAAUCUGGAAUUUAUGUAGUAAGCUACAAAUGUGCUUACAGCUACCUGCUAUACAUGACUGCUGAUGCAGUUUCAUUACUCUUUUAGCUCGCUAAGCUAUCAACACAGCUAGUAACAACAAAAAAGGAGUAAUGCACACUGCAGUUUUCAUUGUAAACCUGAAGUUUAAGUAACACAGCAGUUAUUAAAAAAAAAGUUAUUGUGCAUUUCAACCUCUCCAGUUUGCUUAGCUUGCUAAUUGUCUAACUGCUGCUAACCUAGCCGAGGUCAGUUUCGUUUGAAAAAUCCACUGGUCGUUGGCAAGUGGUUUUGUUAUGCGUUUCCGAGUGGUGAGGUGAGGUAUGUGAGGGCAUGUAUUGACACAGAGGAUUAUCCUGUGUUCAUGGCCAAGUGGGAACUACAGACUUUCAGACUCUGUUUUAACAGCCAACCAAUCCCUAGUUACCUCUUGUUUCUCAUCAUUUUAGAAACUCACCAGAAAUAUAUUCAACGCAAGUACGUGAACGCAGAUGACAACGCUUGGCCAGCGCUCUUACAUUUACUGUGGCAGGUGAAACACUCAGUACUCAAGAGUGCGAUAUGUAAGUUGGAGUUUGGAGUUUGGAUUGGAGUCACUGUCAUUCCAACAUAACUUCUAAACAUGUGAACAGUAGAAACGUGUUAGGUGCUUCAGUCUAAAUGAUUGAAUCACAAUCUGUUCAGUCAGAUUGAAAAGAUGAGAUAUAUGGAUUGACAGCUUGGCCAGGCUUGGCUGCCACUAUAGCGCCCCUUGCUGCAAUGCUCAGAAUGCAGCUUGUGUUGCGUUAUAAAUUGCAUGCCAACGCUUUUUAGAACGCAACGACACACAAUAACCUGUCUGCAUAGCUGGUCACAUCAGUGUUCGCCUACUUUUGUGAAGUAUCUUUUUGGCCUUAUGCUUUUUAUGCAGAUUUUUAAUGUUUUUUUUGCAUACAAUAUGCUACCUGUGUAUGAUAUUGCUAAAUACGGGGAGAUGCCUGGAGAAUUGCAAGAUCGCGUUGUUCUGAAACAAGGUUUUUAAUCAAACUGCGUGCUGUCGUCAUUUUCCGAGCUAUAUUAACAGUGAAUUGCCAUUGACUGUAAAAAUACAUGAAGUGUGUAAAUAUACACCAUUCUGGUGUAAAAGAUUUUUACUGAGCUUUUUAUACACCCACAAGCAGCCAAACAAACACUAGAUUGCUGUGAGCGUUCGUUUCUUCCCAACCUCACAUCGCUAAAGUUUAGUGAACACUUUGAGGUGAAAAGUAGGAGGUUCUGGGUUUUCAUAAACGCCGCCUCGGUGGAAUCGAUUAAGCGAGUAUGAUCUAGAAGCCAAUCACAGAGCAGGAGACACUGUUACUAGCCAAUCGCAGUGCAGAACUCGAGGCAGCCAAUCACAGCACAGUCUGCAUUCUAUUUGUUGAAAUAUGGUUGAGGGAAUUUUUUUGAAAUCUUAAAAUAUAAACAAGAACAAAUACAAAGUUAAAUUUAAAAAUAAGGCUUUCUCGAUCUCGUGGCCUGGCGUGCAUGCUGGUGUGGCAGUAGGUCGAAUGCACAAGUGCAGAACGGCGCCUCUCAUUCUCUCUCUUACAGUUUUCUCUCUUUUCUCUUGAAGACUACAAUUUCUCUCUCUCUCUCUCUCUCUCUCUCUCUCUCUCUCUCUCUCUCUCUCUCUCUCUCUCUCUCUGCUGCACGACCGAUGGCUCUUAUAAACGUCUUUUCCGAAUAAGACCUGUUAAGGUCUUGUGAUGUGCUUUGCAUGAUAAUGGGAGGGUGUCUUUUUUUCUUUCUCUGUUAGUAUUAUGAUCAUUUAUUUUCUUUCUUUUUGUUAUGCAUGUAGGUCCUACUUUUGGAAAACGAUCCUCUUGUUUACAUAUGAAUCGUACAAUUGAUAUUAUAGGCUAUGAAUGACAGUUACAUAUAAAUAUAUGGAUGUUGCCAAACUUUUGGUAAAUGUUUUCAAUAUUGAAAUGAUAAAAAAAGUACUCCACUACAUGUAUCCAUAAUUCUUAUGAUAAUGAGAUGAAUAUAAUAAUCUAAAUCAGUGUCACAUUAAGCAAGGCUUUACCUUUGCCCCCUCUUGAAGCAGCAUGCUGUUGAAAAGGGGGUCUCCUUUUCUUUUUUUUCGUUUUCGUUCAUGAUUUGGUCGAAUUGUUUUGUACAGACUUUGUUAUUAAUACCGUAGUACGAUUAGUGCUCCUUGCUUUGGAUUUUCAGUGCUUUGUAUAACUUAAGUUAGGGGUGGAUGGUUUGUUAUAUCUGCUAUGAUAUCGGUGAGACGGUGGCGGUUUUUUGGGGGAAGAAAAGGGAGGUUUUGAAACUUUGAAAAAAAAAAAACAAUGUUUCAGUCUUAGGAUUUUCUGUUUUUGUUUAGGCCUAUUCUUCAUCUCUGCAUGCUGCGUCAUAUGCUGUGGGAACCAUUGAAAUGUCACUCAUGACAAUGAGAAAUAAAACAUUUGAAACUUGUAAAA
Colossoma macropomum (tambaqui) is the source of this 5293-nucleotide messenger RNA. RefSeq names its product protein phosphatase 3 (formerly 2B), regulatory s1ubunit B, alpha isoform, b (gene ppp3r1b). Gene Ontology annotation, molecular function: calcium-dependent protein serine/threonine phosphatase regulator activity; calcium ion binding. Bases 227 to 739 code for a protein of 170 amino acids. The transcript is spliced from 6 exons. The record is from RefSeq and is a predicted model, not a curated record. Lineage: Eukaryota; Metazoa; Chordata; Actinopteri; Characiformes; Serrasalmidae.